This is a messenger RNA of Botrytis cinerea B05.10, 2976 nucleotides long. RefSeq names its product Bcage2 (gene Bcage2). NCBI's taxonomy places the organism in Eukaryota, Fungi, Ascomycota, Leotiomycetes, Helotiales, Sclerotiniaceae. The record is from RefSeq and is a predicted model, not a curated record. The transcript is spliced from 4 exons. Gene Ontology annotation, molecular function: protein binding; GTPase activator activity. Gene Ontology annotation, biological process: endocytosis; intra-Golgi vesicle-mediated transport; endoplasmic reticulum to Golgi vesicle-mediated transport. The coding region runs from base 703 to 2754 and encodes 683 amino acids. Gene Ontology annotation, cellular component: Golgi apparatus.
GAGAUAUUAUUAGGAAUAUGUCCAUGAUUCCAUGUUUCCAUGUUUCCAUAAUUCCACAAUUCCAUAUUCCACCGUCUUGAGAAACUUGUGAAUUCCUGACAAAUGAGGAACUUCAUCCGAAGCUCUGACUUUCUUCUUGGUCGGUCUAUCUCUCACUCGAUCAACUCACUCGACUCACUCGACUCGCUCGACUCACUCACCACUCACUAUUCUGUUUCUCUUUUCCAUCUACUACCUACCGACCCAGCACGCAGUAGUCCUUCAUUCUCCUUUCUCCAAUCUUUCCCUCUCUUCCAACGCUUCUCAUACGACACGUUCUCCAAUUCUCCAUAACUCAUCUCAUCAUCUCAUACCUUAUUUCCCAACUCUCCACUUCUGCUUCUUUCAUCCACUUUCGCAGCCAGCAUUGCGUGAAACUAAAUAAGAAACACGUCCUUGAUCUGCCAUUUUCCCUCAUUUAACGAUUUCACGACGGGAGGAAAAAGCAACUUGCGAAUUCUUGUACAUUCAACUGUUCAACUGUAUUGUAUGUCUCUGUAUAAAUUUGUAAUUAUACCGAAGAAGUACUCUCUCCAUUUGUCGAGAUAACUUUCCUUGACCAACCAACGACUUCAAUUCAAUUCAUUUAUAUUCUAUUCGUUUCGCCUUCGACUUUACAUCCAAUACGUUUUUUAUUAAUCACUAUUUUCUCACCGUCAUAUCAUGUCGGGAAUCUUAAGCAAGCGACAGCUUGCGCGGAAUGAGCAGGCACUUCAAGAACUUGUGAAGUUGCCAGGAAACAGUGUUUGCGCAGACUGCCAGGCUAGGAAUCCAGGAUGGGCAAGUUGGAGUCUGGGAAUAUUCUUAUGUAUGCGUUGCGCGGCAUUACACCGAAAGCUGGGAACACACAUCACAAAAGUUAAAUCAUUGAGUAUGGAUUCAUGGUCGAAAGAUCAAGUAGAUCAUAUGAAGAAGACUGGAAAUGUCGCGUCAAAUCGAAUCUACAAUCCUCAAAAUACUCGACCUCCGAUCCCUAUUGAUGCCGAUGAAGCAGAUUCGGCCAUGGAACGAUUUAUACGACAGAAAUAUGCCAACGGACCGUCAGCCCAGAGACGGAAUAACACUGGCAGUUCGAGCUCAGACGAUCAUCCUCCACCGCUUCCUCCCAAAAAUGGGACCAAAUUCGGCUUCAGAUCGGCUUCUUCAAUUUUCCCCCUAUCCUCAAAGGCGAAAAAAGACAAUGCAGAUGCGCGGGCAGAAUUCGAUGAUUAUAGCCAAGCGCCAUCACCUCCGCGAAAGAAUAAACAUUCCAGAAUAUUCGGAACUUCCCUCGAUGCAACAGAUGAUCUCGAGUCAAAGUUGGCGAAAUUGCGAGAGCUGGGGUUCAGAGAUGAGAAGAGAAAUACGACUGUGCUAAAAGGCUUGAGUGGAAAUUUGGAGAAAGCUAUUGAAACUCUAGUUCGACUCGGCGAAGGUGGCUCCAGUGCAAGAACGGCAUCGUCUAUAAAUUCUUCUGGGCCGCGAACCCCAGCUAGCCCACCUGGUCUAUCAUUUGACCGACCUCAAGCAACCAGUCCUACGAUAUCAUCGGCCUCGAACAACCCAUUUGAUAGGCUUGAUAAUCCGGUAUUUCCUCAAGUACAAUCCACACAGUCUACCGGUUCAAUGGCACAAGGACAAAAUCAGAUGAUGGAAGGAAAUCCAUAUCAGAAUAUUGCGAGCACAAAUCCAUUCGGAUUAAUGCCGUCACAGUCACAAAUUAAUCUCAACCAGGCCUUUCAAAAUAUGUCGGUAUCUACGACACAGCCUCUCUUCCCUCACCACACAGGGGGGCUGCCUGGUUCUCAACAACCAUCUGUGCAGCAAUUAUAUCAGCAAUCUAUGACACCUCCCGUUCCUUCCCUACCACAAAACUACUAUGCUCAUGCUCCAACCUCAUACAAAAAUCCAGGUCAACAGCCUCAAUCACAGCAGAUAGAUCGAAACAACUCAAAUACUAAUCCAUUCAUGCAACAAGCAUCACCGCAACCAGUCAUCAACACCAAUCUUCAAUCGAACCCUUAUAUGCAACAACCGGUGAUGCAACAACCUCUAUUUGCGAGUCCAGUCACUCAAACACCACAACAGCAGUAUCCGCCCGGAGGCUACAACAUGGGAGUGCAGAACCCUCCACAACAAAUGAAUCCUUUCUUUAACCAGGCGAGUGUGCAGCAGCAACAACAGCAGCAACAAAAUCAACAGCAGCAACAGCAACAACAGUUACAACAACAGCAACAACAACAACAACAACAGCAACAGCAACAACAACAACAACAACAACAACAAAGAUCGCAAUUGCAGUAUGGAUAUCAGCAGCAACAGCAACCGCAAUCACAAUAUCAACAACCUCCAGUCCAACCCCAGCAAUCUCAGUAUGAUCAAUAUCGACAGCAAACUUACCCAAUGAUGCCCCAGCAGACUGGACGAUUAGUUGAUAAGCGCAGUAUUUUGGAUCUUUACAAUUAUCCUCAAUUAGCGCCUACUCAGAUUCAACAACAGCAACAACCAGAACCUAUGCAACAACAGGUACCUCAAGUCGCGGAAAUGCCCCAGCCUAACGGACAAAUGCCAGGCGGCAGUAAUAACCCCUUCAUGUCCAAUGUGCCGGCAGUACAGGCCACAGCCAACGGAUCUGGUAGACAAAUUAGUCGUGAGAGUAUGAUGGUAGAUGCUGGCAGUUGGCAAAAUGGGAGACAUAGUCCAGAUGCAUGGGGACAGAUUAGUGGGAGGCGGUAAAUAAAGAAGAAAUGUAUAUUUAACAGGGAGAAUAAAUAAUUCUUGGCCUAGGAAUAAGUUAUCAAGAAACUACGAAAUGAAAUUUGAACACUGCAGUAAAGACGAAUUCUUUUCCAAGACGACAUACCAUGUGCAGUCUUCGUCCUAUUGUAAUUUUACUUUUUUCCUGCAUGUCAGUAAAUGCGGUGAAAGCUUCCUAACAAAUGAAACCUCCGGAUCUCA